AUGGCUUCAGAAGCACCUGCAAAGCAGAAACUCAACAUCAAUGAGAACAACAUUACAACUUACGUCAAUGAAGUAGCCAAAAGAAGAUCACAGGCAUAUUUUACCAGAGCAGAUGAAUUUUCUAACGUGAAACUACCUAGAGCUCCAGCCAAAUGGGAAUUUCAAUCAGGUUGGUAUAAAUAUGAAACAGGUAAACCACCAAUCAAAGUCCCCUUCCCAGAAGAAGAUGCUAUUGUAUUUGAUACUGAAGUUUUGUAUAAGAUUUCUCCUUAUCCAACAUUGGCUACCGCUGUUUCAUCAAAAGCUUGGUAUGGUUGGGUUUCUCCUUAUUUAGUUGGUGAAGAAUUGAAUCCUGGUACUUUAAUACCAUUAAAUCCUGAGAAUAAAGAUAAAGUGAUUGUUGGUCACUAUAACCAUUUUGAUAGAGUUAUGGUUAAAGAUGAAUAUGAUGAUACAAGUUUCCAAAAUUCAAAUUCAUGUCAUCUUGAUAUAGUUGGAUUACAUUAUUUUUGUAAUACCAAGAUUGAUAAUAAAAUGCCUAAUACACUUGAUAGGAUCCGUGAUCCAUUAUUUCAUAAAAACAAUUCAAAUUCAUUAUUAGGUAAAGAGAAUAAUAAAUUUCAUAUGCUUUCAAAACUUUAUUUUCUUGUUACAAAAAGACAAUUAAGUAAAGAACUUAGAAAUUUAUUUGGGAAUACUAGAAAGGAAGAAGUUGUGGAGAAUUUCCAAACUGCAAUGAGUUAUUGUGCUAAAGAUGUGGAUGCUACGCAUCAAGUAUUCACAAACUUUUGGAAGAAGUGUUUACAAAAUCCACAUUUUUACAAAUAUCUUUCAGGUGUUAAAUUGUUAGGGAAUCAUAAAAUGAUUGUUAAUAAAUCUCAAUGGGAUGAAUAUAAUAAAUCCAAUGAUGAUAAGAGUAAGAAAUUACUUGAAAAUAUUAAUAAAAGAGUUCGGGGCAUUGGAAGAGAUUAUGGUUUCCCAAAUACAACUCUAGAAUCACCUGAAAUUGCAGAUUUAUUAGGAAUCAAAUUCUUGAAAAAAUAUCCACUUAAAGAUAAUAAAAUUGUGAGAAAUAAAGGUAGAUUUAAUCAAAAUAUUACUUAUUCAAUUAAACUUGAUGAGUCAACUUUAAAAGAUUAUCCAUUGGUUACUGAUAAAUCAAGCCCAAUAACUCUAAAUUCAAAGGAUUUAUUUCUAAGAGAUUAUGCAACCUAUCGUAAACAAUAUCAUACAGAUUAUAGAGAUCUUUGGAUUAAUGGUAUUCUCACGGUUAAACCUGAAUAUCAAGAUAUAAUUGAUGAUUAUUUGAAUUUCACCUCUUGGGAAUUCAAUAAAUGUCAUGAUGCAUUCUUAUUAUCUCAAAAUUCUAAACAAAAUGAACUUUCAACUUUCCUUCCAUGGAUUAUACCUUCAGUUUUUGAAAAUUCUGAACCAACUUCAAAUUCAUUACACGAGUUAAUUCUAGAAAAUUUUGUUGAUAUUGGUAAAGGAAUUGAAGAUCAAUUAGUUGCGCCUAAAGGUUACGAAUUCGUUUCUUUGAGGAUUGAUAAUGAUUUUAUUGAAUCUUUAAUCAAUAAGCAAGAUAACCUUCAAAAUGUUGGUCCUUAUUUAAUUAGAGAUGGUUUAAAAUCUUGUAAAGUUGGUUAUUUACAUAGAGCAUUAAUUCAUAUUGAUAAUUUAUUUGGAAAAAAAGGAAUCAAAGAAUAUCAAUUGAUGUCAACUUUUAAAGAUCGUUUCAUAAUUUUAGUUAAAGAAACUCAACAACAAGAAGCUGAUGAAUUGUUGAAGCAAGUUGAUAAUUUAAUCAAAUUUGAAUUUAAUUCAAUUUUCCAUAAUGAACAAAAUGUUUUGAUAAUUGAAGAUGAAUUAGAACUAAAACCUGAUACAAAAACUAUUUCUGAAUUUGAUAUCUAUAAAGAUAUGAAAUCACUUGCCUCAGAACCUAGAAGACUGUAUUGA
Molecule: messenger RNA, 1959 nt
Organism: Hansenula ciferrii
Lineage: Eukaryota; Fungi; Ascomycota; Saccharomycetes; Phaffomycetales; Wickerhamomycetaceae
Product: DNA polymerase subunit gamma-1
Exons: 1
Coding region: 1-1959 (652 amino acids)
Biological process (GO): mitochondrial DNA replication
Cellular component (GO): gamma DNA polymerase complex; mitochondrion
Molecular function (GO): DNA-directed DNA polymerase activity; DNA binding; 3'-5' exonuclease activity
Source: RefSeq, a predicted model, not a curated record